CGGGAUUGGCUUGCGGCGGUUACACCUGCCUUCCGGUUCGACUAAAGGGAUGUCAAUCUAGCCCAAAGGUUUGCCGCGCUCUCUCGCUGGAGGUUGUGCGCGUGCGUAGCACGCAAGGUGGGCCAGUUCUUGGCCUCGCGGGCUUACGUCAUGGGAGGAAUGCGGUGACGCGACGCUGCUCUUGUGACGUAGACGACGAAGGCCGGGCUCCCGGUUCGAUGAUGUCAUCGGGUCCUUUUUCCUCCCCCUGCUGCCCUGCGAUGAAGUUCUCAAGCCACAGCAGGGACAAUGCCAAAUCCUUGACCUUCUGAGCCAUGAGGGAACUUCCACAAGAGCUUUGAAAAGUCCAGUGGCUCUCAGAAGUGUGGUUUCUGGACCAGCAGCAUCAGAAUGGCCUGGAAACUUGUCACAAAGGCAGAUCCUCAGACACUCUGCAGUCAGAGCCCAACAAUCUAUGGCAGCCCGUCCAGAAUGGCCAAACGUCCACUGCUGCUGCUGCUGCUGGCCGUAUGGGUGCUGGCUGGGGAGCUGUGGCUGAGGACUGAGGCCCGGGCGUCACCCUAUGGAGUGAAGCUUUGCGGCCGUGAAUUCAUCCGAGCGGUCAUCUUUACCUGCGGGGGCUCCCGGUGGAGACGGUCGGACAUGCUGGCCCAUGAAGCUCUGGGGGAUGUCUUCUCAGACACAGAUUCCAACGCAGACAGCGAGUUGGACGAGGCAAUGGCCUCCAGCGAAUGGCUGGCCCUGACCAAGUCCCCUGAGACCUUCUAUGGGGUUCAACCAGGCUGGCAGAGAACCCCUGGGGCUCUUAGGGGCAGUCGUGAUGUCCUGGCUGGCCUCUCCAGCAACUGCUGCAAGUGGGGGUGCAGCAAGAGUGAAAUCAGCAGCCUCUGCUAGACAGGGGACCAGGUGGCCAUGGAGAACCAGAGUGAAUGUCCCAGCUCUGCUGUCCACCUAAUGGGUGUCCAGGUGGGCACCUGUUUCUAGCCCCUCAUGCAUUCAUUCAUCAGCAAGUCACAGAGCUCAGGCACUAUGGGCUCAGAAUAGAGUCCUCCCACCCAACCCUGACCUUUGGCCAGCCUAUCCUGACCCUGAGCAGGCUGUGCCCCUACCUGGCCACAUGGGGACCCUUUCUCCCCAGCCCAUCUCAUGCCUUUCCUGGCCUGUACUGUCUCCUGCUGCAACGGUUGCCCCUGCUCUACCCAAAGUGGCCACACUGAGACCCUGGCCCAGCUGUGGCCACUGUCCCCUCGCCAGCCCAAACUAUACCACCCCCAACUCCCGCCCCAUUCUAGCCUUUGCCCCCUCUCUCCCCGAAGCCUUCCAGGCCCCUCCCUCCACCCCAGCCUGGGUUCUAAAGCUGUGGACCCCAAGCCUGGAAGAGGGACCUCAGGUUCCCUUCGUUUCCUGGGGUGGAGGCUCAGUGGUGGGGGGAGGGGUACGGAUCAGAAUCUUCCUCAACCCCCCAAAUAAAAGUUCCAAAGUACUUGGCA
This is a messenger RNA of Sus scrofa (pig), 1490 nucleotides long. Lineage: Eukaryota; Metazoa; Chordata; Mammalia; Artiodactyla; Suidae. The record is from RefSeq and is a predicted model, not a curated record.